This is a messenger RNA of Gavia stellata (red-throated loon), 1301 nucleotides long. It is a transcript of the gene TMEM53, whose product is annotated as transmembrane protein 53. The coding region runs from base 1 to 831 and encodes 276 amino acids. The transcript has 3 exons. Lineage: Eukaryota; Metazoa; Chordata; Aves; Gaviiformes; Gaviidae. The record is from RefSeq and is a predicted model, not a curated record.
AUGGGGGCCCGCGGGCUGGAGGCGGCGGUGGAGCUGGUGCCGGGGGAGGCCCGUGAAAGCAGUACAAAGAGAGGGCAUACGGACGAUCAGCCUGUGGUGAUCCUUCUAGGUUGGGCAGGCUGCCAGGACAAAUACCUGGCCAAAUACAGUGCAAUCUACAGUCAGAAGGGGUGCACCGUCAUCCGCUACACGGCUCCAUGGAGGAUGAUAUUCUUCUCUGAGACCUUUGGCAUCAGAUCCCUCCAGACCCCAGCCAGGCGACUCCUGGAGCUGCUCUUUGACUACAGUGUUGAAAACAGACCAGUUCUUUUUCAUGUUUUUAGCAAUGGUGGUGUCAUGCUGUACCGUUACAUCAUUGAGGCGCUCCACACUCACACGCCUUUUAAGAACCUCAAAGUAGCAGGCACCAUUUUUGAUAGUGCCCCUGGCAGAAGAAACUUGAGAGGAGGCCUUCGUGCCUUGGCAACUGUCUUGGUAUCCAUGAAUGUGCUGCUCAAGUAUUUCCUCUUACUCGCUUUUGCUACUUCAGCUGUCGUGCUGCGGAUCUUGCUGUACCCAUUUACCCGCUUCAUCCACGAGAGCCACUAUGAUGCCCUGCUGAAAGCGCCCUCGCGGUGGCCUGAGCUUUACCUCUAUUCCCAAGCCGAUGCUAUCAUUAAGGCCAGUGAAGUUAAGCACAUGGCUGAUGCCCGGCAGCAGCUCGGUGUCUCUGUGAAAGCUGUAGACUUCUCGGAUUCGGCUCAUGUCAGCCAUAUGCGGGCGUAUCCCACCUAUUACAGCAACCUCUGUAUGACUUUCCUGUCUGACUGUGUUGGGGGCUCGCCUUGUUAGUGGUGUAAUGACCUCCAGUGUUUGCCUCUGUUUUGCUCAGCUUGUAUGGGAAAUGUCACCCCCUUUGCCUUUGUGUCUUUGAAGGGAGGAAAGUAGAGACUUCUUAGUUAUUCGGGUUUUUUUCCCCACCACCUACAGGUCUGAAAGCCUCCAGGCUGGCCUUUGGGCCAGCCACAUUAUAGCAGAGUGUAGGUAUGGAUUAUUUCAAAGUACUGAAGGUGAAAUCCUAGCAUGGUUGAAGUUGAUGUGCUUUACCAAGGUGUCACAGACCAGAAUUUCACACAGAGUGUUACUUGUUUCUUCAUGUCUCCUAUUGUUCUCUGCUUUCCGUGUUGUCUCCUUGUCCUUGAUGUCCAAUGUGCAUGUUCUGUUGCCUUGUACUGAUUUUACAAUACAGCUUUUCCAUGUCUUUGGUUUUUUCCUCUCUGCCAUUUCCUUUAUCUUGCAGUGAGCAAACAGAAGCAGCUCCA